UCUCAUUACCAUAAUAUCGCUGCAUCUUUCUGUCAUAUGUAUUUAUGGCUCUACAGGACUUAUAUUUCAAAUUGUUCCGCAGAUGAUACUGUGCAGUCAAGAUAUUACAGGUCGCAGAGUGGUCUUUGUGUGAAACCAAGUCUACGACAUUGUAGACAAUGACCAUUGUGAUGAGAGGGAGUCCAGCUGGGGGAGACUCCCCCCAAGAUAACACACAACAGCAACAACAACAACAGCCACAGGGGGGAAGCCAACAGCCACAGGCCGGACAAGCAGGAACUGCAGCCCAGCCACCCCAGCAACCACCCCAACCCCCGGGGUCUGCCCAGCAACCACAGCAACCUAGUCCAGGACAGUCAUCAACCAGCACUGAUGUGGAUGGUAGUCAAGAUGACACUACCAUGGUUGGUGUUGAACUUGUUGAAGGUCAGGUACCAGACUUUCCUGUUCAGGAGUUGUCUAGACUUGACGAAAUGAUAAAUCGUCCCAGAUGGGUUGUCCCAGUUCUGCCUAAAGGAGAACUUGAAGUACUUUUAGAUGCUGCAAUAAAGCUCUGCAAAGAAAAAUUGGACACUAGGAGUGAACAUUGCCAGAGAUUUUUUAGAGAAGGACUGAAUACGUCAUUCACGAAAAUAAUGACAGACGAGGCUGUGAGUGGUUGGAAGUAUGAAAUUCAUAGGUGUAUUUUGAAGAAUGCAGAAAAGAUGAUAGAAUUAUCUGUAUCCAAACUAGCAGAUGAUUGGUUCCCUCUCCUGGAAUUACUCGCUAUGGUUUUAAACCCUGUGUGCAAGUUCCAUACCUACAAUGGAACAAGGCCAUCAGAAAGUGUUCCUGCUAACACAACUGUAGCAGAUGAUGUGUUAUAUGCUCGACCACCUGAUCCACGCACACCCAGGGGUUGGCUGGUAGACCUUGUGAACAAGUUUGGAACAAUGGAAGGAUUCUCAACGUUGCUGGAGCGCUUUACUGGAGGACCACAGCUGUCUGUACCUGUUAUUGCGGCACUCAUCAAGCCAUUUGGACAGUGUGCUGAAGUGUUAACCCCACACAGCGUGGAGAAAUUCUUUAUGCCUAUAGUUGCAAUUGUGCCAAAGUUCCUGGAUUCGUUGACGGAUGAGGAAUUGAAGAAAGAAUCGAAAACCGAAGCAAAGAAUGAUGCUCUCUCAUCUAUAAUCAAAGCCCUGAAACAACUUGUGUAUAGACUACCAAACCAGGAGGAGAAAAUCAAAGCUCUAGAGACUUUCAGACUCAAAAUGAUACUGCGGUUGUUGAAGAUCUCCUCUUUCAAUGGUAAGAUGAAUGCCCUGAAUGAGGUGAAUAAGGUGAUCGCCAAUGUAUCAUUCCAGUCGAGUCGACAUUCACAGGUGGAUGAAGAUGAAUGGCUCACAGCAGAGAAAAUGGCGGAGUGGAUACAGAAUAAUCACGUGUUGACAAUCGUGCUGGGGGACAGUCUACAUCAGCCUCAGUACGUGGAGAAACUGGAGAAGAUCCUACGUUUUAUGAUCAAAGAGAAGGCCCUUACAGGCAGCGACCUGGACACACUGUGGGAGGCUCAGUCUGGCAAACACGAUGCUAUUGUCAAAAAUGUACAUGACUUGCUAGCAAAGUUGGCGUGGGAUUUUUCACCAGAACAGCUAGAUCAUCUGUUUGAAGCUUUCCAGGGGAGUUGGACUCAAGCUUCAAAGAAACAAAGGGAGAAACUCCUGGAACUGAUCCGACGACUUGCCGAGGAUGACAAAGAAGGCGUGAUGGCACACAAGGUACUGGGGCUGUUAUGGAACCUGGCUCAUAGUGAAGAUGUGCCGACAGAGAUCAUGGACCAGGCCCUCAACGCUCACAUCAAAAUCCUGGAUUACAGCUGUUCUCAAGAUAGAGACACACAGAAAAUGACGUGGAUAACCAAAUUUGUGGAGGAACUCAAGAAUGAUAAGUGGGUACUUCCCUCCCUAAAACAGAUCAGGGAAAUAUGUCAACUGUUUCCAGAGACUAAUGGUUCUCCCACCCAGGCUCCACAGAACUUUCCACACCCACCACAGCGGACCCCACACGUUUACUACAGGAACAUGGUGAUAAGUCAGCUGCAGAGCAACCACUCCAUAGUCAUGUUACUGGCACAGAACCUCUCCUCCUACAUGACAAAGGCCAGGGCCUAUGCAAAAGAGAAUCCAGAGUCCGAUUCUGCUAAUAUCUUGCCAGAUGGGCGAUUUAAUCACAUACUACAGAUUCAAGAAAGGUUGAGGUUUCUAAGGUUCCUGUUGAAGGAUGGACAAUUGUGGCUUUGUGAGUCCCAGGCGAGACAGAUUUGGCAGUGUCUAGCAGAGAAUGCUAUCUACACCACCGACAGAGAGUCCUGUUUCAAGUGGUUUGCAAAGUUGAUGGGAGAGGAACCAGACUUAGACCCUGAAAUCACUCGAGAUUUCUUCGAACAAAAUAUUCUUCAACUGGAUCCCAGUCUCCUUACUGAGAAUGGAAUGAACUGUUUUGAGAGAUUCUUUAAGAAUGUGAAUGUAAAGGAGAGUAAACUAAUUGCCAAGAGAAGAGGAGGUCACAUGAUGGAUGAUAUGGAGCUGAUUGGUUUAGACUACAUGUGGAGAGUUGUGUUGUUGAGUCCAGAUGAUGUUUCAAACAAAGCUAUCACAUUACUGAAAGACAUUUUCACUAACUUGGGUCCACGUUUGUUACAAAACCAAGUAGAAAUUCAUGAGGACUUUAUCCAGUCAUGUAUUGAUAGACUCAAAGCUAUAUAUGACACUGUGAGUGUCCUGGAAAAGGAUAAAGACAGUACUAAUCGUGUGAUGCAGGAGACAACGCGAAUGGUGCGAGUUCUCACUGUGUUGAAAGAGUAUGUCGCAGAAUGUGAUGAAGCAUAUAAUGAGGAGAGAACCAUCCUUCCCCUCAGUCGAGCUUGCCGAGGGAGAUUGGUGUCGUUGAUUUUACGAUUUCCCAGUCAAGGACGCCAGCCAGAUGACCUUGAUAUCUGGUCACACACUAAUGACACUGUCGGUGCAAUAAGAAGACAGGUUUUAACCAGGGUCAAGGCUGCCAGUAACAUCAAAGUAGAUUUAUAUGCAAACGGAGAAAUCCUGGAUCCAGCGGAAGACAAACGCCUCAUCUCACAGGUUCCUCUCCGGGACAAAACUCUUAUUUCUGCCAAACUUGUCCAAGUUGGAAACAAUAUGCCCUCUAGUCCAGAUAGCAGUUCUGACAGCUCUGCAGGCUCUCCCCACCACACUUUUGAUGGGCCUAACAUAGAGGCCGAGAACUGUCUCCCAGGAGUGUUGCUAUCCAACAAUUUCAAGUACACCCAGUUCCUGUUCCAGUUAUCUGACCUUGGCUGUCAGUUACAGGUUCCCAAACUCCGAGACACUGCCAGAAUACUUCUUAAAAUCAUGCCUGCCGAUACUCACACCGUUGAUAAACUGCGAAGUAUAUGUGCAGAAAACACUAGAUCUGAAACCUCCCUAUCACAGCAGUUAGAGCUUAUGUUUUUCAAUUCCUCCACCACUCAGACUUUGUACAAUAUUGAGGUAUGCUACAGCCUACUGAUGCCUGCAGGAGAACCCUUGUCAGAGGAUGCCUUUGACUUUCAGUUUAACUUUGUGAAGAGUGGAGGAGUGCAGUUGUCGUUGAAUAUGUUGACCAAGAACAACUUCAUGCCAGCUGCUGACUUGCAUUCAAAGAGGAAUGUGUAUGUGACAGUGAUGAAGGUAUGUAAACUGAUGCUGACGACUGUGAGCCACGCCAAGUUCCAGGUUGUAGUUGAUGCAUGUAAUGCCGACCCUCAGUCCCCGAACAUCACUGCCGCAGAACACAAUCAUGCGGUGAUCCUACAGCAGGCCCUCCAGUAUAUUCCCAACCCCACCUCUGAGUUCACCACUAAGAAUGUUGCCAUGCGUCUAGGACAACAACUUCUCGACCAGGCGACCAAGACAAUACCUGACCUGGCCACCAUUAAGGCUAUACAGAAAAUAGCGUGGGCCUCCAGUAGCAGCUCACUGCACCUUGUCCAUGCUACCAACGAAGAAAUCCACAAAGCUCAUGAGAAGCCAAAGGACCAUACUGAUUUUGAUGACCUGACAGUGGCACGAGAGGCCCUGGAAGUGUUGACAGUGUGUCUGGCUCUGUGUCCUCCUGCAUUAGAUGCCCUCAACAAAGACAAGGCGUGGCAGAUAUUCAUCAAAGAUCUGCUCCUCCUGUGUAGCCACAGCCACGUACGAGUAGCUGCUGCCGAGCAGUUCUACCUGAUGGCCACACGCUGCUGUGGAGGCACUCGGCCGAUGGUCUUCUUCAUUACUCUUCUCUUCUGUGAACUGAACGAAUCUGUGAAAGAGAAUGCAAAGCAGGCCCAUGAAUACUUCAGUCUACUUUGCAAGUUGUUGAAUUAUGCGUGUGCCAGUGAUGUGAGGCUGCCUAAUGCUGAGAAGUUGUUGAGUAAUGAGAUUGACUGGCUGAUUAAAACAAGGGAUGAUGUCGUGAACACUGGAGAGGUGGUGGUUGAGGAAGCUUUGUUAGGGGGACAUCUGGGGAUCACACGUGAACUCUUAGCAUUCCAGUCAUCGGAGAAAAAAUAUAAUAUUGGCUCAGAGAAGGGAGGAGCUAAUCUCAUCAAGGAGAUAGUGGAGGAUUUCCUGUUCCCAGCCUCUAAGAUAGUGCUGCAGAGUAGGAAACUAAACGGGGAGUUUCCGUCGGAUCAGGCUGUACCAGUCUGUUCCACGUCUUCAACUGUGAUAGCUGCGUUUGAACUUUUAGUGGCACUUUGUACAAAUUGUCUCCCCAACCUUCGCUGUUUAGCCGGGAUGUUAACAGAGAUGUUUUACAAUGGUGAGCAACCCCUCAAUGAAUGGGAAUACCUACCUCCUGUUGGUCCGAGGCCGAUUAAAGGCUUUGUAGGUCUGAAGAAUGCUGGUGCUACCUGUUACAUGAAUUCGGUCCUACAGCAGCUGUUCAUGAUAGAACAGAUAAGGACGGGGAUUCUAGCUGUGGAGGGUGUCGCGGACGACAUUGAAGAGGAGUAUGUGGGUGAUGAGAAGAGUGAAAGUGAGACAAAUGUUGAUAUGGGAGAUGAAGAACGAAAGGAUGAAGAGAAGUCUGUGAGUAACAAGGACGAGGCACGUAAAGAGUACCACCAGGGUGUUCUCAGACAGAUCCAGCUCAUCUUCGGCCACCUUGCCACCAGCAAGCUCCAGUAUUACGUCCCAAGGGGCUUCUGGAAACAUUUCAGGUUAUGGGGUGAGCCAGUGAACUUGAGAGAACAGCAUGAUGCCUUAGAGUUUUUCAACAGCCUAGUGGACAGUUUAGAUGAGUCUCUCAAGGCCCUUGGACAGACCACCAUCCUAUCCAAGGUUAUGGGUGGCUCAUUCGCCGACCAAAAAAUCUGUAAAGACUGUCCUCAUAGGUACCAGAGGGAGGAACCGUUUACCACAUUAAAUGUGGACAUACGGAAUCACCAAAACCUGCUUGAAUCACUGGAACAGUACGUCAAGGGGGACUUACUAGAAGGGGCCAAUGCAUACAAAUGUGAGAAGUGUAAUAAAAAGGUUGAUACUGUAAAAAGACUUGUGAUAAAGAAACUGCCAAAAGUCCUAGCCAUUCAGCUCAAGCGGUUUGACUAUGACUGGGAAAGGGAAAGUGCAAUAAAAUUCAAUGAUUACUUUGAAUUUCCGAGGGAGAUAGACAUGGAACCCUACACGGUUCAGGGACUAGCAAAGAUUGAAGGUGAAAUAAUAGAUGAUGAUUUCGAUACUAAGCCACAGAGUACGAAGUACAAAUUGUUUGGUGUUGUGGUCCACAGUGGCCAGGCUAGUGGUGGUCACUACUACUCCUAUAUAUUACACAGGGGUGAAGAUAACCAGGCCAAAUGGUAUAAGUUUGACGACGGUGAUGUGUCAGAAUGCAAGAUGGAAGAUGAUGAGGAGAUAAAGAACCAGUGUUUUGGAGGAGAAUAUCUGGGAGAAGUGUUUGACCACAUGUUAAAGAGGAUGGCAUACAGACGACAGAAGCGAUGGUGGAAUGCCUACAUCCUUUUCUAUGAACGUCAGGAUGAGACAGAGGAUGAAAAACACAUCUACAAGUCACUGCAGGACCUCACCAUAGUGAACAAACCAUCACAAGUGAAGAUGCCGUGUACAAUCGAGAAGUGUGUGAGGAAACAAAACAUCAUGUUUAUGCAUGAGAAGAGUCAGUUCUGUCCUGAGUAUUUCCAGUUUAUGAAGAAGUUACUGACAUGUAACCCAAUGUAUCACUCUGCAGACAAAGUGAAUGCGGAUGCUGAGAAUGUGGCUAUGAUCAGUACAGAGCUGGCAGCAAAGUUCUUAUUCCAUGUAGGGUUCCAUACCAAGAAAACCCUGAGGGGGCCAGCUAACGAGUGGUAUGAAGCAUUAAGUUGUCACCUACGACCAAGCAAGAAAGUACGCACUUGGUUUGCACAGCAUGUCCUGUUUGCUCAUCCUAACAGAUUUGCAGAGUAUCUGCUGGAAUGUCCAACAUCAGAAGUAAGAACAGCAUUCUGUAAAACAGUUGUGUGUCUGUCCCACUUCGCCCUCCGAGAUGGACCAUGCCCUCCUCCACUGGUGCAGGGCUUGUAUGCUGGACACCCAGCUGACCCUAAUGCAACCCUGAGUGACCACCUGUUACUGGCUGUGCUACACUUACUCAAGAAGGAGGUGUCAGAACAUGGCCGACACCUACAACAGUAUUUCCACCUUUUCUUGAUGUAUGCCAACCUCGGACAGGAUGAGAAAAUGCAGCUGUUGAAAUUGAAUGUGCCAUCAAUGUUUAUGCUGGUGGCGCUAGACGAGGGUCCAGGACCACCGAUCAAGUACCAGUAUGCAGAGCUAAGUCGCCUCUACUCUGUCGUGUCAAUCCUCAUACGAUGCUGUGAUGUCUCCACUCGUUGUCUUUCAUCCAAUGGUGAGCCAGCCAAAGCCAAUCCACAUGGUGAUGGCUCUGUACAGAACUCCCUGAUGCCUAUACAGUCACAAGUGUCAGACAUUCUGUAUGGUCGCACCAGCUAUGUCAAAAAGUUGAUUGAAGACUGUAACAAUACUGAGGACACCACCAAACUUCUGAGGUUCUGUUGCUGGGAAAAUCCACAUUUUUCAUCAACAGUUCUAAGUGAACUCCUUUGGCAGGUUGCAUAUUCCUACACAUACGAGCUGCGUCCAUACCUGGAUCUUCUCCUCCAGAUGUUACUCCUAGAGGACUCCUGGCAAAACCAUCGUAUACACAACGCCCUAAAAGGUAUACCUGAUGACCGAGACGGCUUGUUUGACACCAUACAGAGGUCAAAGAACCACUACCAGAAACGAGCGUACCAGUGUAUCAAGAUGAUGGUGUCGCUGUUCACACUAUGCCGUCCAGCUGCCGAGAUGUUACAAACCAAUGGAGACCUCAAACGCAAGUGGACCUGGGCAGUGGAAUGGCUGAACGAUGAACUGGAAAGGAGGCCAUAUCCAGGGAAUACGCAAUAUACUUACAACAACUGGUCACCGCCGGCCCAGUCCAACGAGACCUCCAAUGGAUAUUUCCUAGAAAGAUCGCACAGUGCCAGAGAAACACUAUCCAAGGCUUUUGAGCUUUGUCCAGAAGAGGAACCAGAGGAUGGUUACUUGACUGAUGAACAAGAAGCACCUGCCUCUGAGGAUGCUGUACCUCCGACAUAUCCUCCUGGACAGACUGCUCCAACAACCACAAGUCCCCCAACGAGUGCAUCACAAUCGCAGCCCCCAUCUCAGCCAGCCACUCAGCCUGCCUCUCAGCCUGCCUCUCAGCCCCCAGCCCAAACUCCCUCUCAGACACAGGUACAAAAUAACCAGGUGAACGUGAGCCAUGUGUCACCACAGCCAAUCCACCCCAGUAACCAGAUCAACAACCAGCUCAACCAACAGACCACCUCACCCACCACACCGGCCCCUGUCCCCACCCCCGGGGGCCAGUCUGAUAACCCAGAUACUGGCGAGGAGGAAUCGGACAAUGGUAACAAAAAGACAACGCCUGAGUGAUCAUGAACAUGUGCAUAUCGUAGUACAUAUGCCGAGUACAGGAUGAGAAAAGUGCUACAUGUUCGCCGAGAUUUGCCUCGGUGUUGAAGGGUGUUGUACGGUACAGGAUAUGAACUAUCACAGGAUCAUAUAAGUCAUUGUAUAGUUUGUUUCAUUCCUAUAAGGAAUUUGUUACAAUUGUGGAAAUAUUUUAACUAUACACUGCAUGGUAUAUGUACAUCACACCAGACAAAAUAUCUUGUUGAUGGUACAAAUAGUUAGACAUAAGUUGGAAUGUCCUAUUUUUCUAUUGUUAGUGAAUAGAACAGGGCUACAUACAACCAGGACAAAGUUUGGUCCAUGAUAGUCUCAGGCUCGUAAUUUAUGUGCUAAAUUGUGUAAAAGUAGGAUAAUUCCUUACGGUACCAGGAACCAAGUUUCUGUUGGUGUGUGACCAUUGAGUGACAAGACAAAAAAAAAUCCCAGACCUAAUGUGCACUUCCAUGUAUGUCUGCAGUUCUCUAAGCAAGCAACAUAGCUACACACUGUGCAUCUGCAGGCCUCAAGCAGAGAACUGUGCCUAUCUAUGUAUCCGACAACACAGGCUUCAAAUGGAGGAAUUUAGCUACCUGUGAUCCGCAGUGGAAUAAAUGGUUAUUUUUCAAAUGGCACCAUUUUGUAUUGGUGUUUAAUAUGGCUGUGUGUGUGUGUGAUGCAUGUAAUCAAGGACUUCAGUCAGGGUUGUUGGGGUCUGGUGUGACCCACAGUGGUCCAGUCUCUCGUAAAGACUUCAUAUAUGUGCGCGGAAAGCUAAAUAAGGAUUUUUAAGAAUAAUUAUUUCCCCAUCUUGCCAUCAGAUCUGUGUGUAUUUUGGUAUUCAGUUACUCUCCUGUAACUGUUCUGAGUAAAGGAAAGGUACAUUAGUAUAUCUGUGCUAAUUGAUAGACAUUCUGAUACAAGUCAAAAAAAAAAUUAGGUAGUACUGGUUCACCUGGGGGACAAUCUUAAUUUCUAAACACAUUUGUUUAAUAUGAUAUUAAAGCUAGUCUAAGAACACGUGUUCUUUAGUAGAUAGGUUGAUGUAAGGUUAUAUGAACUGUUUGUUAUUAUCACUGUUAGUUAUAGAGCUGAUCUGGAACCUGACCAAUGACAGAUAUCUAAACAAAUUGCCUUUUAAAACAACGUCAGAAAGGUUAUUAAGAGGGAUACAAAUGUCAGUGCUGAGAAAGUAGUGUAAUAGUACACUUGUUUUAAGACUGCAUGUUUAUUUAUACAGAUAAUCACAUUUCAACACUGCAUGUUUUAAAUAGAUCGCCUUCGUAUUUCUUUCGUAAAGUGUUUAUAACAAAUCAAAUAGGUUUAGGGCCUGCUGUUGUUCUCGGUUUCAUAAGCUUAACGCAUAAAUUUUAUUUUAAAAAUCUGAAAUACAAGCACUAGUUCUGGUGAUCAUUUUAAAUCCAAAUGUACAUAUCUUUUUUAUUGAAUUCCAUUAUUUAUUAAACAGUCUGAGAUAAAAUUGUGAUAACAAUAUAUAACUUCUGAAGUACUGUCGGUCUAUCAGGGUAGACAAUAAUCUAGUUACCAGUAAAUUCCGCCAAUUAUAUUGGAGAUACAAUGAAGUUCUAAAACCAACACACAACUUGAGCAAUUUUAGAAUGUUCUUAAUCUUUCAGUCAGAUGCAAUAUUUUACGUCUGAUAAAACGGAAUUGGUUGACGAUUAAUGAAUCAUUGGCAUUAAAAUGAAUGUUCUCGUCAAAAUACAUGUACUAAAGGACUUGAAUAAAGGCUGUGGGGAGAAAUGCCAGAUUUUUCUUGUGUAAUGCAAGUUUUAUGACUCUCUUCAAUAUUUAAGAUACAAUGAUGACAAGAAAAAAAAAAUGCUUAAUGUAAUACAUACCGGGUAGAUGCAUUAAAAAUGUUCACUUGGUGACAUCAUACUCUCCAUAGCAAGGCUCCAAAUAUUUGAAAGUACAUUUAUAUUUAUUUUGGGAGUCAGAGUUUCCUAAACUUUGAUUUAACUCAACGGACAGCACAAACUGGUACGUAUAUUUGACUGGAAUUUAUCAGAUAGAUUAUCUUGAGUACUAGAUUUUGUAGUAUAAUUUCUCUCAGUAAAAAAAAUAUAUAUAUAUAUUAGCUAAUUGUGAGAGUCUUAAUGUGUUAUGUUUAAGCUUGUGACACUGUGAACAGUGAAGCCCGAUACCAAAGCUUUUAUAGUAUCCAUGAAUGUACGUUAGCACCAUGAUUAAGAUGUCACAAGAUCAAAACAAUGUACUCGCACAAGGAGAGAAAGCAUUUUACACAGUUAUUUCUUUUCAUUCUUUACACUUUUGAUAGCUCUGAAAGUUUUGUCACUCUCUGAUAGAAUGUGAUAAGACUUGUACUAUAUAACCCUGACAGUUUUCCAGUUGAUGAGAUGUGUAUGAAUUGCCUGUUAAUAUCUGACUAUUUCUGGGAUAUUGUGUACUAUUGAUUAAACAAUGCAAUUAAGUUCAGCUAUAUGAUUAUUUACGUUCUUACUGAUUCUGAAUAAGAUCACAGUUUUGGGCAAAAGAACAAGAAGAUGCAGACAUGUACUUUUAUGCCGGAUUGCUUUUUGAUUUCUGGUAAAGAAAAUGGCUACAACACUGACUUGUUGAAAUAUUUAAAAAUGUUUUUAUACAGAAAUUUGCAUUGAUUGAAAAAUAGCUGUUUUAAUUAAACUUUGAUGUUCUUUUCUAUCUUGUUAAAUAAUAUUAUUAUAUGAUUAUAUUACCAUUGUCUCUUGCACCAGAUACAUUGCAAAACUAGACAUGUAUUUACUUGUGAUGUAAGAAAUAUUGUUGAGAAUAUAUUUAUGCUACAUAUACAUGUAUAUGUGUAUAAGAUAUGUGAUGUUCACAUAUAAUGUAGAAGCCUGCAGGUUACACUGGUAUUAUUACUGUUCACGGCACUGGUCGGUAUUCGUAUAACAAGUGUUGAUGUUGUGUAUAAUGGUGAGUACAUUAUUAGUGUUAUAUAAGUGUGCAUGUAAAUAUACUUUGUUGGUGAGAUGUUGACUAUUCAUGCUAUAUGUGAGUGUGCGAGUAUGUGUUAAGAACCGUAUUUAUCCUGUAGUAAGCCCCGGGGCCAACACAAACUUGUACUCAAAGUUGGGAUGGGUUUAUUGUGGAUAAUGAAACAGUAGCAUUUCUACCAAACUGCAUUAGGCACGGGUUGGCUUAUUACCAAGCAAGGGCUUGUUGUAGGAGAAGUACGGUACGACUCCCGUUGAUGUAGACCAUCUGUUUUUGAUAGUGCUAACACAAGUAUUGGUUUACACAAUGGAGAUGUGCUUUCAUCAUUGUUACUGUACAUAUAGAGUAACCUUAAGUUGCCUUGCAUAGUAUGCACCGUGGCACGUGUUUCAGACUUGUGAUAUCCUGUAAUAUAUGUAUGAUACACAGCAUCUGUAUAAUAGGUAGUUUUAUUUUAAAUACAUCUGUACAUAUUUCUUCUAUAUCUUGCUCUAUCAGCUGCGUAUCUUCCUAUCAGUUAGAUUUAACGAUUUCAUUAUAAAUUGUAACUCCGUGGCGAUAACACUUUGAAGCAGAACAUUUUUCAUACACUGAAACUAAAUAUUUUAGUGAAAUGGGAAUCAGAUCUCUGAAAUAUCAAGGCAUAUUUUAGGAUUUUGUAGUCAAGUAUGAGUCCCUUCUAGCAGACCAAAAUUGUUAACAUUUUCACUUUUCUUCUAUAUCGUCAUUCUUCACUGUUUUUUGCAUAGUUCCCCUGAAGCAUUUUCAUUCUGGAAGUUGUAAAACAAGAUAUAUUUUGUAUUAAUUAUGCAUGUAGCAGUACAGGCAGUUAAUAUAUAUGUGAAUGAAUGAUUUUAAGAAAUAUGGAAAUAUAUGAUAAAAGGUUUAACUAUUUUUUCCGGUAAAAUGCAGAUAUUAUAGAAUGUUUAGUCUCAAGUACUGACAAGGAUUUCCAGAUCAUCGAAAAUUUUCAUCGGAGCGGGUGUAUUGGGUUAGUUGUAUUGGUUUUAAAUUAAUCUCAAUAUUCCAGAUCCUUCUUAGCUUGUAUUUUGCUACCUGCUUUCCCCUCCUGCAAGGAUCCGCGGUGGCCGAGUGAUUAAGGUGUCCCGACACUUUAUCACUAGCCCUCCACCUCUGGGUUGCGAGUUCGAAACCUACGUGGGGCAGUUGCCAGGUACUGACCGUAGGCCAUUGUUUUUCUCUGGGUACUCGGCUUCUCUCCACCUCCAAAACCUGGCACGUCCUUAAAUGACCCUGGCUGUUAAUAGGACGUUAAACAAAAACAAACAAACAAACCCCUCCUGUAUUCAUGCAAGUUGUUUUAGUACAGCCAUCAGGAAAUUAAUGAGUUUCUUCUGAAUAUCCACAAAGGCCUGGUUCCUACAGGUGGACGUUGGUCAGUCGACAGUCCACUAUUAAAGCAUUAUGCUAAUUUUCACAUUAUGUUAUAUAUUUGUAUACCACCUACAAAAUUUUUGUCAAAGAUAAGAGUCAAGAAAGGCAGAUUUUGGUUGAUAAUGAUCUAAUACUAAACGCUUGAAAAGGUCUGUUAAUGAGAAAACUAAGUAUGAAUGAAAAACUAGUAACUUUUUCCCUUUUAGUGGUGAAGCCCUUUAAAUUUACUCCCAGACGUUUAAUUCUUUAUACAUGUAUGAGGUUUAGAUAGAAAUUGUAUGACGUGGCAGCAACAUUACAAUGACAUUACAAUAACAAUACAAUGAUGUCAUGUCGACAAUACAUUGAUGUCACGUCGACAAUACAAUGUCACGUCGACAAUACAUUGAUGUCACGUCAACAAUGCAAUGAUGUCACGUCGACAAUACAUUGAUGUCACGUCGACAAUACAAUGUCACAUCAACAAUACAUAGAUGUCACGUUGACAAUACAAUGAUGUCACGUCAACAAUACAAUGAUGUCACGUCGGCAAUACAUUGAUGUCACGUCGACAAUACAAUGACAUCACGUUGACAAGUCAACCAUGUCAAGUCAUCAUUUCCUUGCAUUGAUGUAACGUCCAUAUUUGAUAUAUAAAAGGGUAAACAGGGUAAGAGAAAAAUAAUCAUUCACCCCCAUUUCAUGGAAAUGAGACGGGAAUCUCAAUCCUCGGGGUAAGAUACUUAAGCUGCCAAAAACUCUGCAAAAAAAAAAUACUUACGUUUGGCAACUUAAAAAUCUUCUCCCUCAGGUCGAGAUCCCCCUGUCUCACCCCUAAGGGGGUGAAAGAUUCUAUUUUCCUAUUCUAGACCUGUGCUGUAGUGUAUUGGAGACUUUCUCUGUGAAUGGUGUAAAUACAUUUCAUUCUGUAGUGCAUCAAAUAUAUCUGUCUCUGUUGAUAAUUCCAGACUUCAAACAUAUCAUGCCUUUUUCAUAUUCAGGCACAAAUUUGACAUGUCAUGGGCAAUGUUACUUUACAAGGAACAGUUCAAUCCGUACAAAUGGGGGAAAUAUUUGUAAGAAAAACUAUAUGAUAGUUAAAGAGUAAGUAGGUUGGAUUGUAAGGAACAUGUGUAUGGAGUGGGUCUGGAGUAUAUCUAGAUCAGUUUGGUACAGGACCAAAACCUCCCAAUGUAUGACUGUUGCUUAUGAAGGAGGACUCUUAUGUUAGAACUGCAAAUGUUGAUCGAGGUCAAGGUUGAUAAAAAGGUUGGCUCGUAACCAAUAUAAGAGCGACUUCAGCUGAAGUGACACACUUAAUAUCCCAAAUUAUAUAUCUAUAUUGCUUUAAAAGUUUUUUGUCAAUGAAUGUGAAUGAUUUUAAAGGGGAAAAUAUAUUUCAAACAUAAUGUUGUAAUGACGAUGUUGAAAAUGUGAUGGAAAUAUUACAAGUGUAGUGUAGCUCUGUUUUCAUAGAAGGCUUUUACAUCUACAGAUGUGUUGCCUGAAGUAUUGUUUAUUAUAUUAACUAGAAAUUUCACUUUCAAGGUAUGAAAAACAAAUACAUAAGUUUUGGCUUGGAAGCAUUUUGGUUUCAAAAAUAGGUCCUUUUCUCGAAACAUGAUUGUCGGGAUGACCAAGGUUCUGUAUGUAUAUAAAGAGCAAUCCUCCUGAGAUUAGAAUUAAGUUGGUAACCAACUUAAUAAUAUUCAAAGUUAGCUCCAAGGCUCUUAAUCAAAUUUUAUAUUGUACAAUGAUAAUGAGGCUCUGGCUUAAUGUUUGGUGAUGUGAUGCUAAGUUUUUAUCUUGUCUAAAGAUAUUCCAGCUAGAAUCCCGACAGAUAUUUUGUCAUAACAUAAUGAACGUUGUUUCUUCUGCAACAAUUACUUGUGCAUGGUUUUUGUCUGUGCACCAUAUCGUAUAUAUACAGACUCAUCGGAGACAUCGUCAUAAUUUUUAUGUCCUGGCAUCAAACUGUACAUUGUGGUUUGGCCACAGCCAUAGUUUUAUUCUCAACAGUUAAUAAUGAUAAUGUAUUUUGUUAUUUUUGUUUUUUAAGAUGAAGUUGAAACAGAUUAUAAGUUGACAUUGAUGUGUGAUAACCUUCUUUCCGUAGGAAAUAUUUUAAUGACAAAAGUAGCUUAAGUUAUUUUCAUGCUUUAUCAUAUGAAAUUGAGUCAUUACUGCUGUUUCAACUUGGAAAUAAUUCAUUAAAGUGAGUUGUCACAAAAAAAAAA
This is a messenger RNA of Pecten maximus, 14587 nucleotides long. Its product is annotated as probable ubiquitin carboxyl-terminal hydrolase FAF-X. Gene Ontology annotation, molecular function: cysteine-type endopeptidase activity; cysteine-type deubiquitinase activity. Gene Ontology annotation, cellular component: cytosol; nucleus. NCBI's taxonomy places the organism in Eukaryota, Metazoa, Mollusca, Bivalvia, Pectinida, Pectinidae. Gene Ontology annotation, biological process: cell migration; protein deubiquitination. Bases 159 to 8000 code for a protein of 2613 amino acids. The transcript is spliced from 56 exons. The record is from RefSeq and is a predicted model, not a curated record.